Molecule: messenger RNA, 621 nt
Organism: Paramuricea clavata
Lineage: Eukaryota; Metazoa; Cnidaria; Anthozoa; Malacalcyonacea; Plexauridae
Source: the annotation of a GenBank genome assembly
AUGAAACUGUUUCAAGCCGCUAAAAUUCUCUUUACACAAAGAUCUGAUCUUCUGUUUCCUGAAUAUGGGGACUCUAAUGUGCUGGCUAAUGAUAUUGGGGAAUUUUUUGUCCAGAAGAUUGAGCGCAUCCAUGCUGGGUUUGAUUCUUCUGCCCUUGAAACAAACCAUUCGUCUGUCCCAGAAUUUACUGAGCUGAUGUCCCGAUUUGAUUCCUUUGACAUCUCAAAUGAAGAAAAUGUCGAAGAUUUGAUAUCUAAAUCGUGCUCUCUGGACCCAAUGCGCACUUCAUUGGUUUUAAAAUGUCAAGAUAUUCUCCUUUCUGUCAUUACCAGGAUGAUCAAUUUAUCAUUACAAUCUGGUGUGUUUCGUGAUGAAUGGAAGCAAGCAUUAGUCCAGUCACAGCUUAAAAAAUCAAAAACAGAAGCGGUAUUUGAGAAUCUUCGCCCUAUCAGUAAUCUCACAUUUACAUCUCAAUUAACAGAACGUGCUGUCGUUAAUCAGGCAAAUGACUACUUGAAUUUAUACCAAAAGCACAAUCGGCCUAUCGCAAGUAUCAUGGUACGGAGACGGCCUUACUACAUACGUGUUAAGCAUGAUAUUUUAAUGAACAUGAACCGUUAG